Messenger RNA from Lactuca virosa, 1050 nucleotides. NCBI's taxonomy places the organism in Eukaryota, Viridiplantae, Streptophyta, Magnoliopsida, Asterales, Asteraceae. The record is from the annotation of a GenBank genome assembly.
AUGGAGAGAGGGAGGAGCCGAAGAGUCACCGGAAGUUUGGAAGAUCCGGGUUGGACUAAAGUGAUCAGAAGAAAAAAGAUCUCGAAUCAAGGUUGGAUUGGGGAUCAUUCCAGGGAUGUUGGAGGAGCUGCAACAACUUUCUUUGUCGCCAACAUUCCAGAAAAUUGGAAUGCAGCGAGAUUGUGGAAAGUUUUUCAGAGAUUUAUCAAAGUGGAGAAUGAGGAGAGGUUAGAAAGAGAGAUGAAUGAGAUUCAGUUAGGUGGAAAGAAGCUGAUAGCCAAUGUUUCGAAGUUCAAAAGAAGAAAGUGGUUGGCAGUUAGAAUAAGCAAGGAGUUAGACCAAUUAAACCCGUUUUUUUCAAUACCAAUUCUGUACCGGUGGCCAGAGGCUCUAGAUCAUAUGCUGAUGUGGUUUCCGGGUCUCUCAUUCUAUGUUAGAAUUCAGGAAGAUGGUGAUGAAUGGCGACCUCCUGGUUGUGACCAAGAAUAUGAGAAAGACUCUGAGGAUGACUCAGAUUAUUAUGAUGAUUGUCUUUCUGAUGAUGAAAGAAAUGGUUUAACCGGUGAGAAUAAGGAUCAUAGAGAUGACAAUGAGAAAGGAGAAGAUGGGUUUCAAUCGUCGGUGAUCAGAGAUCAAAUGGAGGUGUCUCCGGUGAAUGACCUAGGGAAGGAGGAAGAGGAAUUUAAUGCUAGAGACGCUUCGUUACCUGAAGUCGCUUUUUCCUUGGAGAAUGAAGUAUGUGACGAAGAUAUGGGGUCCACAGAGGUAAAUGGUAAUACAGACGGUUUGUCUAAUUUGGGCCAAGUGGGACAAACUGGACUGAUUGUUGAAAAAGUUUUUGGGGCCUCUCAUAUCAGUGAUCCAUUUGAAAAUAUGAUGGAGGAAUUUAGUGGGCCUGGUUCGCAUCAUAAUUUUAACACAAUACCUUAUCUAAACAAGAUUAUGGAAACGUAUGUUUUAGGGAUUUCAAAGUCAGAGCAUUCCAAUUCAAUUCGAGAGGAUGCUCUAAAGAGGAGUAAAAGCAUUCCAAACAAAGCUUUCCAUCAGUAA